AUGGUGAAUGUGCAUACUAAACUGAUCAGGCAUACUGGUUCAUUAUUUCUUGGAAAGGCAGUUUCACAGUUAAAAGAUCCUAACAUGAGGAAGUUGUGGUUACAUGCUAUAAGAAGAGAAAACUUUACUCCCAGUACAACAACGGUAAUUUGUGAAAAGCAUUUCACUCCAGAAGAUUACGAAGUUAGUGUUCAUGGAAAUAAGGUACUAAAAAAGGUGGCAGUUCCAUCUGUGUUUGAUUUUCCAGCCCAUCUCAAGAAAGAACCUACCCAUCGAAGGGUUUUGAAAAGAAAACAUGAAUACAAAAUUUCUAGAAUGAACUAUGGUAUUAUAAUGAAAAACUGUGCAUCUACAGUAUUGUUAAUGCCAUUGUGCACAAAUAUUUUGUAUACAUAUAUAUAUAUAUAG
Acanthoscelides obtectus is the source of this 408-nucleotide messenger RNA. The record is from the annotation of a GenBank genome assembly. NCBI's taxonomy places the organism in Eukaryota, Metazoa, Arthropoda, Insecta, Coleoptera, Chrysomelidae.